ACAGGAAAUAGACGUCCCAAUCCGAAUAAAGGCAUUUGUGAGAACGCACCACUGUUGUCUGUCGUUGGUAGUUCUCUGAACAUCCUGAGGGUCUCCGGUGCUAUAACUAAAGCUACAGCCGCAAUGGCAGACGCUCUGGCUAACAUCCCCGUUGUAGAGAUUGAUCCAGAGGGAACCUUUAAGUACAUACUGGUCCGAGUGAAAGUGAAAGAUGGCGAUGUGCAUAAAGACAUAGUCCGAGGCACAAAAAGUGCAGAGUAUCACAAUCAUAUAUUUGAGAAGGUCAAUCCAGCUAUGGAGGCCAUAGGAAUGGAGUGUAAAUGCCUUGGAGGAGGGAAGAUAGAGCAUAACAGCCAAGAGAAAAAACUAAGGGUGUUUGGAGAAUCAACUGCGUUUGGUAAAGCAGACCAUUCUGUGUCUGUCGAGAAGUUGAAGAGUGCCUUCAGCGACUAUGAGAUCACCUGGUCUGACGACAAAAAAUAAGUGUGAACCUGCAUCUCAUCUCUAAUGUCUGACUUUAUUUAUCAGUUCCAAAACGAACCUUCUGUAUAACCAUCAUUUAAUUCAAAUACACCAUUCUACAUUUAACUGUUUGCUUUGGAUUCUGUUAAAGCACUAAAACUGACUCCUAAAA
Messenger RNA from Sander lucioperca (pikeperch), 634 nucleotides. RefSeq lists its product as uncharacterized. The transcript has 3 exons. NCBI's taxonomy places the organism in Eukaryota, Metazoa, Chordata, Actinopteri, Perciformes, Percidae. The coding region runs from base 124 to 483 and encodes 119 amino acids. Gene Ontology annotation, molecular function: protein histidine phosphatase activity. The record is from RefSeq and is a predicted model, not a curated record. Gene Ontology annotation, cellular component: cytosol. Gene Ontology annotation, biological process: peptidyl-histidine dephosphorylation.